This is a messenger RNA of Eimeria tenella, 390 nucleotides long. RefSeq lists its product as uncharacterized. The record is from RefSeq and is a predicted model, not a curated record. The transcript has a single exon. Lineage: Eukaryota; Apicomplexa; Conoidasida; Eucoccidiorida; Eimeriidae. Bases 1 to 390 code for a protein of 129 amino acids.
AUGCUGGGAAAGAAAUCGAAGUGGCAUUCAACUGAGCUGACAGACACAACGACAAAGUCUCAGGCUAUCCUCACGCUGGCUGCUACUGCUGAACAUUCUGCACAGCUGAUGAGGAUCUGCAGCAAAACUGCAGCAACGGCGACUAUUGUCACAGCCACUAAAGAAGCAAAUCCAGCAGCAGCAGCAGCAGCAGCUGCAAUGGGACGACAGCUGCAGUGCAAUUCACUCUUGGUCGUUCCUGAGGCUCCAGACUUCGUGCGGGGCAACUUGAAAGAAAGCCCCACAAAGCAGCUCAGACUCCUCCCCGUGCACCGACAGUACAAGGGGGCCCCCCGAGAGCACUACGCCAAACUGCAUGCAUGCAAGCUCCCUCCAGAAAGACAAGAAUGA